GUUGCAAGAUGGCGGGCGCACCCACGUGUCUGGAGCGGUCGAAAUGAGGCAUCUAUACUUAUACACAUCUAUGAUGCAAUGACCCAGAGCAUCGUGGGAUAUGAGGCAUGUUUCUAGUGUGAACGACAUUGACAGUAGAGGUGGAGCUGAUGGGAGACACAAUGAAGGCAGAGGGCAUCAUGGUGCCUGACUUUGGCAGAUCACCACCAAAGGGCUGUCCGAUGCAUCAAGAUGUUAAUAAAAGUGCCCCUCCACCAGAAUGUCCAAUGCAUCAGGGGUCUGCACCUGCUAGCGAUCAGCUGAAGAAGGCGGCAGAUGUACCAGCACAUCAGGACAGGGCAUAUGAAUUUGUAGAGUGUCCUAUGAGAGCUGCUGACAGGGCUAAACCCAUGAUGUCUGACAUCAAUCCUGCAAACAUGAUGCCACCACCUAACCAAAAACCUUCAGCUGGUCAACCGUUCCCCCUGUCUGUUGUAAGAGAGGAAUCUACCAUCCCUCGUGCUGGAUCUGAGCAGAAAUGGGUUUAUCCCUCAGAGCAGAUGUUCUGGAAUGCCAUGCUGAGAAAAGGAUGGCGCUGGAAUAAUGAUGAUAUCAAACAGAAAGACAUGACAAACAUCAUCAGGAUUCACAACCAGAAUAAUGAGCAAGCCUGGCAGGAAAUCCUGAGAUGGGAAAAGCUCCAUUCCAUAGAAUGCCCAUGUGGACCUUCUCUUCUAAGGUUUGGUGGCAAAGCAAAAGACUUUUCACCCAGAGCCAGAUUUCGCCACUGGAUGGGGCAUGAGCUGCCAUUUGACAGGCAUGACUGGAUUAUUGACCGGUGUGGAAAAGAGGUCAGAUAUGUGAUAGACUACUACGAUGGAGGCCAGGUGUCUAGGCAUACUAUCCUUGACGUGCGUCCUGCCUUCGAUUCCUUAGGAGCUGUUUGGGAUCGUAUGAAAGUGGCCUGGUGGCGUUGGACCUCCACAUGAAUAUUCUCCACAUUGAGUCUUGUGUGAUCUGUAGGAUAUACAUGAACUUGUUUAUAUAACUUACUUUUUUUUGCAAAUGGAAUCAGAAUGAACUCCUUAUUUUGCUGUCAUGGAUUUUGCUCUCAUGACUUCCUCCAAUGACACAUGCGAAGAAUGCUAUAGUUGGCACUGUGUGUUGUUGCAGACAUACAGUAUCAUACAUUGUACUUUGCUACUGUAAUUAAAGAGGAAAUAGCAAAAAAAAAGUAGUCUUAUGAAGGCAUUCUGGCAUACAAAAAAUAAGUGUACUGUAUGAUUUUUGGUAGCAUGUCAGUAUACUUUUGCCUUCCUGUUUUAUUAUAAAAUAUCUACAGUGUUAACCAUCCAGGGAGACUGAAUCCAAUGACUGUGUAAAUACUCUGAUACAUGCUUUUUAUUUUUUCUUCAUAUCAAUUAUAUUUAUUUCUGCCAUAAAGUCAGUUGUUAAAGGAAUUUAUUAUAAUGUUCAUUAACAUGCUCACUCACUGUUUUCUAAUUUGCAACUGACAUGAUUUUCAAAACAAAUUAUGAAGAUGAAAUAUUUCACUCUACAGUACAGAAAUCAAAUACUUUGUUCAGGUACUGUCAAAAAAGAGCAUCAUUUAUACCUGUUUUUGGUGUGUAAUAUCAUUUUCUUUAAAUUUGAACUUUCUAGAGAUGGCAAUUUUGUGCAACGCUGCUAUAAAAUAAAAUGACCCAUCAACAAGAA
Molecule: messenger RNA, 1695 nt
Organism: Megalobrama amblycephala (Wuchang bream)
Lineage: Eukaryota; Metazoa; Chordata; Actinopteri; Cypriniformes; Xenocyprididae
Product: holocytochrome c-type synthase
Exons: 7
Coding region: 150-968 (272 amino acids)
Biological process (GO): cytochrome c-heme linkage
Cellular component (GO): mitochondrion
Molecular function (GO): holocytochrome-c synthase activity
Source: RefSeq, a predicted model, not a curated record